Molecule: messenger RNA, 2486 nt
Organism: Pollicipes pollicipes
Lineage: Eukaryota; Metazoa; Arthropoda; Thecostraca; Pollicipedomorpha; Pollicipedidae
Product: extended synaptotagmin-2-like
Exons: 15
Biological process (GO): lipid transport
Cellular component (GO): endoplasmic reticulum membrane
Molecular function (GO): phosphatidylcholine binding; calcium-dependent phospholipid binding; phosphatidylinositol binding
Source: RefSeq, a predicted model, not a curated record
GGCGUGCUGCGCCUGCGCCUGAUCGAGGGCCGUGACCUGAUGAAGAAGGACCGCAACAUCUUCGGCCAGGGCAAGUCGGACCCGUACGCCAUCAUCUACAUCGGCGCCAAGCAGUUCAAAACCAAGUACAUCCAGGACACUGUUGACCCCGUCUGGAACUACGUGUGUGAGUUUGACUUGAUCGAGUCGGUGGGCCCGCGCCUCUGGGUGGAGCUGUGCGACUCGGACGACCCGGGCAACAAAGAUGAUAACCUGGGCAGGUGCGGUCUGGACGUGGCCGACAUCGCCAAGGCCGGAUCGCAGGACGUGUGGGUGCCGCUGGAGCAGGCGCGCACCGGCCGGAUCCACAUGAAGCUGGACUGGCUGGGUCUCUCCACUAACGCGGCCGACAUCAAGAAGCAACUGAAUGAAAUCGAGGACCUGUCGGCGUUCGACCACUCGGGCCUGCACUCGGCCGUGCUGACCGUGUUCGUCGACUCGGCAAAACAGCUUCCGAUGGCGUCGCGGACGGUGGAGCCCAAUCCGCUGGUGCGGCUGGCGGUGGGCAACCAGAAGGAGGUGACUUCGUGCAAGUACCGCACCCUGGACCCUGUCUGGGAGGAGGGCUUCAGCUUCCUCGUCAAGAACCCGCUGACGCAGACCAUGACGCUGGAGGUGGAGGACCAGAGCUCGGGCAAGUCGCUGGGCAUGCUGCAGCUGGAGGUUAAGGACCUGCUCCGCCAGCCGGAGCUGGAGGUCAGCGAGCACCCCUACAAGCUGCACGAGUCGGGCCGGCACUCCAUGGUCGUGCUCUCCAUUCAGCUGCGGGUUCUGACGCACGACAAGGUGGCGGCCCAGGACGACGAGGCCCGCAUUCCUUCUGCCAUGCCGCAGCGGCCGGUGGCGCCCGAGCCGCCCCGACAGCCCUCAAAGCCGACGGAGGCCACGACUGAGCCGAGCCCGCCGGCGGCACCAGGGGAGAAGCCGGCUGCGACGCCGCCAACUCAGCCGGCCUCCCCGCCGCCGGCCUCCCCGCCGCCGGCCUCCCCGCCGCCGCCCUCUCCGCCGCCGGCAUCUCCACCGCAGCCCAAGGCGGACGAGCCGGUGCGUCCGCCCAGCCCGGUCCGGCCAGCGCCCGCCGCCCACAAGGAGUCGAGGCCGGAGCCGGUGCCGGCGCAGACACGGGAGGCCGUCGAGACGCUCAUCCAGGACCUGUCAGCGGACACGGCGCAGGCAGAGUCCGGACUCCGACAGCGCAAGCCAGAGAACCCGGCCGGCGCCCACCGUCUGGGCCGUAUCCAGCUGACGCUGCGCUUCAGUGACACCCGCUCGGCGCUGGUGGUCGUCGUCCACAAAAUAUCGAGCCUGCCCAUGCAGGGAGACGACAUUCCCGAUCCGUACGUCAAGACGUACCUGCUACCUGACCGCUCCGAGGACAACAAGCGUAAAACACAGAGCUUCAAAGACAACCGCGACCCGGUGUACGACGAGGCGCUGGAGUAUCGCGGCCAGCUGAAUGAGAUCCGGGUGCGCACAUUGGAGGUUCAGGUGGUCAGUAAGAAGACCUUCGCUCGCAACCCCAUCCUUGGCAUGAAACACAUCGACCUGAGCGAUCUGGACCUGGUGGCCGGCUCCACCCAGUGGUUCGACCUGGAGCCGGAAGAGCACUUCGACUCGCCGCGGCGCAGCCUGUUGCAUGUGCUGACCACGCCCAUCUUGCGGCGACGGAGCGGCGUCGCGGCGUCCGCCGGGCCGGCCAAGCGGAACGGGCGCGGCGGCACGCUGCCGCGCGCCCGCCACUGACGGGAACGGCGCGCCGUCCGCCGCCGCCUGGCGGCGCCGCGGACCCAAGGCUGCUGCCUCGCAUCGCUUGGACGCCAGCCGGUAGGUGGGCGUCUCGCUGAAGUUCCUCUGCUGCCUGCGCCUCCGCUGCUGCGCAAACGGCUGUUACACGAGUGCCUGAGUGCCUUGCGCGUCCGCCGCCGUCGCCGCCGCACGGUGAGGGCCUAGGCGUGUCUUCUUGUUGUACUGUCACCCCUGCUGUCUCCAGCAGAGGCGGCGGCUGCCGCGACAUGGUGGACGAGCGUGGGCGCGCGUCCGAUCUGUACGGGUGAAACGUCUGGUCUUGCUGCUUGUCGGGGUUCCUCAGUGCGCGCCGUGCUGCAGUCUGCCGAGCUGAGGGGGUCGGUUGUUAAGGCCGGCGGGUCAGGCCAGGUCAGGUUCGGAGCUGUGUUCUCCGAGAAGGCCGCCGUCCCCGCCCCCUGUUGUUACUGCUUCGCGCGGCAUUGGUUGAACUUAUUUUCACAACCAGUCUCGGAUCUGCGUGCUUUGCUGUUGCCGCUUGCCUGUGUGUGCUGCGCGUGAGAGGCUUGUUUGAUAUGGACCGAGGGAAAUCAGCCAGACGUAGUGCUCCACUCGGUAAUCUUGUCUGGUAACAGAGUUGAAGUGUUUCGCUAAUCGCCCUCACCUAAAUACACGUUAUAUCGCCUCAGGUAUCUGUGAACACC